Molecule: messenger RNA, 2823 nt
Organism: Hymenoscyphus albidus
Lineage: Eukaryota; Fungi; Ascomycota; Leotiomycetes; Helotiales; Helotiaceae
Source: the annotation of a GenBank genome assembly
GCUCUCCCGCAGACAUCAAUUGUCGGUUGAAAGCCUGAAAGGAUAGCGUACAUAUUCAACGACGUUGCGCACAACACCACUGUAGUGCCGUCAGGCACACGCGUAGAAAUCUGAUCGCAUUCAUCAGCUGCUACUGAUCAGCUUGGAAGUAAGUUCAUUGAGGCAGAAUUGGGGGUGCCAGCGCGUGGGGACCGUCAUACCGUGCGUCAGCUCCAUGUACUCGAGUACCGAGACCACCAUGAAUAGGUCGGUAGAAGUACUUUCAAUAUCAAAGCUAACACCCUUGCUAGGCGCACUUUGCGGUGCUUCUCCGAUUUCCCUUCACUCCAGCCAAAAGCGGUAGGCGCGCUCGAGAAGCGAUCGGGUCCUAGAAAAUGUCGUCCUAUUCCUCCCCAAAUGCGCUGGGUACCGACGGCCCUACCACGUACAGCUACCCCAACAACAACCAGCAGCAUCGCGAUUCCGAAUUGCCUAACGCCGAAGAUCUCGACCUCGAAGCUCGGUUGACCCGCGGUCUUGAGCCAAAUAUGAGUACCGCUUCGCCUGGAGGAGUAAUGACGGACGGUCAGGACGAACGAAGCCAUGAGGCUAUCGCGCAACAGCAGCAACAACAGCAGCAUUAUGGACAAGAGCAAGGAAGUCGUACACCGUUAUUGCCACCGGCCCAUUCCCCAAUGUUGCAACCAGCACACUCGUCGAUGGAGCAAAUGGGAAGUCAGUACAUGCCCCAAGAAGACCAGACUGCGCCCAGGAAAAGAUCAAAGGUAUCGAGAGCUUGUGAUGAAUGUCGGCGCAAGAAGGUCAAGUGCGAUGCUUCAGAGGAUGGCAACAACGAAGUAUGCACAGGUUGUAAGCGUGUGGGUAUGACUUGCAAGUUCAGUCGCGUGCCUAUGAAGAGGGGUCCAAGUAAAGGGUAUCUAUAUCCAAGUGAGAGUGCAGAUCGAUCAGAGCUAAUGUUGGUAUCAAAAAGAUACAUCAAGGAGCUCGCAGACAGACUUCAUACCCUCGAGGGACAUGUAGCGGCGAAUGGAGGAGAGAAUGCGCCGGCCAAUUUUGUGGGUGAUCACUUACAGCAUAGGGAAUCCGAUGAAUUUUCUCCGCCUCCGAACAGCGAGAAUACACAAAGGAAAAGAACCUUUUCAAAUCUCUCUACUGAUUUCGGUCCUUCUUAUCAGAUUUAUCGACAGACUGGGGGCCUUACAAGGCAAGAGAACUCGCGGCAGGCUCAGGCAUUCCGGGAACCAAAUUAUCAUCAGAAUGGCCUUCAUCCAUCUGCACAGUGGAGCAAGGCACCUGAAACCUCGAGCCAGCAAAAUUCUUUUGAUGCUUCAGUUGACCUUGCCAAAUCUCAACACAAUUUCUGGAAUGAGGAAGUUGUGACCACGUACGUGAAUCUGUCCCUCGUUGUUCUGUACUUUGGCUGACAAUAACUAGAUAUUAUACCCUGAUACAUCCAACCUAUCCGAUACUACAUCACUCCAAGGAUAGAUUAAGUACCGGACUUUCGUUAUGCCCUAGUGUCUUCAGAGAAGCGUUUCACGAAUCUCUCUUUGUAGCUGCGCAGGCAUUUCAGACUUCUCCUGAUCAAAACAAUGCUCAACAGAGUCUAAAAAGAGCUUCCCAGCUUGUGGUCGCGCUUCAAUAUGAAAACAACCCAUCGACUUCAACAACUCUUGUAUAUCUGCAGGCAACAAUGCUCUUGGCGAUCGCAUCCGAAAUUCUCAUCGUGAGAGGUAAAGCUGGAUCUUCUCGGUCAUUUUGGCUAUCUAGCGCUGUUUCGCUGUCAUAUGAUUUUAAAUUACAUCAGUACAGAGGACAAGAUAACAAUGUUGCAAACGAUGUCGACGCAGAAGAGAAUGUCACACGAAGAAUCUGGUGGAUCUUGGUGAUCAUGGAAAGAUGGCAUGCUUCAAGUGUUUCGAGCCCGUCACAAAUACCCGAGUCAAGUAUUGUCGUUCGUCCAGAGGAUCAACAGAUUUUGGGCGACGCCCUCUACCACUUAGCUCGUAAGUCUGUUUCGUGCUAUGCAUGAGAAUCUUGCUAACUAUUUAGGGCUUUCUAUUAUCCUUGGUCACAUUUCUAUGGCUCAUGUAACUACAAAAGACAUUCCCCCUCUCGGUGUUCCGGUCAUUCAAUUGCUUGAAGAUGUGCUUCGGGGUGAGGUGGAGCGCUGGCGUGAGACUCUUCCUGCUUCAUUAAGUAGUUCACCCCUUGUCCUUUUGUGCUAUUGGCAUGUAAGAAUAUACUUGGAGCUUCGAAACGCCUGGCCCGAUCCAUCCGAGUUACUAAUGGCCGCGAAACAUAUCGCCUCUUGUGUUGGUCAAUCUCCGGUUCUCAAUAGGCCCUUGGUAUAUUACCCCGCCUCUCUCGCUGCCUUGGUUCUUGUCGAUUUGACCGCUUUCGAAGAGGGCACGAGAGAAGUAGCUGAGGAGGCACUGGAUUCUCUUCCAGCCGGCUCCGUGCCUUCGGCCUUUGAGGGUACGCUGCGAGAGAUGAGGAAUAGUAAGCGAGCAUCACAAUUUGGCAAUACUGAUGCCAUGACGAUGAUUGCGAACACGGGGCUCCAGCAGCUUGCGGCUGCGGCUACAGAUGGGGGGAAUGGAAUCUUGACGGACAUAACUCUUGAUGUACCGAAAAUGGGUGAGAAUCGGACGUAUUCUAGUCUGAGAGAUGCGGUUCAGAGCGGGUUCUUUGGUGUUCUGAGAGGAUUGAAUUAAGGGGAUCUUCGGGCGUUCUUUUUCCGACUUUGGCUUUGAAUCGUAAUGGAAUACCCCUUCUACGUUGUUUUUGGUUAGUGUAGAAUAGAAAGAAAUUAAAAUGGGA